AGCCCAUGUAAAAUUCUGUGAAUGAAAAUUUAGAAUAUCAAACUAUUUUAUUUUCAAACUUAUUAGGUAUUAGUUAGCUUAACAGGUUGCUUUUUUUUUUUUUCCUUAUGCUAUAUGUUUUACUUGAAGAAGAAAACUCAUAAUUUCUUGGGUUGGUGAGGGCAUUAGAUGAGUAUGCAGUUCGUGGAGAUUAAUUUAUACAAAGAUGCAUGUAAUUCAACAAAAGUAAGUAAGAGUUUGCAUGAAAAGAAGUCAAGGCAUAACAAUUAUAACUAAACUUUGGACAAUGUAUAAGAUCUUUGGAAAAAGCACCACAUUCCUUUAGCUCUACUCCUAUCACAACUAAAAGUGAUGACUAACUAUUACAAAAGUCAAUUAGUACUAAGAGUUCAAAAAACCCCACAUAACUAACUUAAUUGCUCAUUAUGGGAAUGCUCAUCAAGUUCUCUUCUUGCUCUUUCCUCCUUGCCUUGAGUUUUGCUACUCUUUUGCUUUCUACUAUUUCUGCAAGGUUGAUCUCCAAUAAAGAGGAGCAAGAAAGGGAUAGGAUCAUCAAGCUACCAGGGCAACCACCAAAUGUAUACUUCUCUCAAUACUCUGGCUAUGUCACUGUGGACCCAUUAGCAGGCCGAGCCUUAUUUUAUUGGUUGAUUGAGGCUCCCAAGAUGGCCCGACCCAAAUCAAAGCCGCUUGUUUUAUGGCUCAACGGUGGUCCCGGUUGCUCAUCUGUAGCCUAUGGUGCUUCUGAGGAGGUCGGCCCAUUUCGGGUCCGAUCUGAUGGCAAAACUCUCUAUUUGAAUCCUUAUACUUGGAAUAAAGUGGCCAAUUUGCUGUUUCUUGAUUCCCCAGCAGGCGUUGGAUUUUCUUAUUCAAACACUUCAUCAGAUAUAUAUGCAGUUGGUGACAAGAGGACAUCUCAGGAUGCAUAUAAAUUUCUCAUUAACUGGUUCAAGAGAUUCCCUCAAUACAACCACAGGCCCUUCUACAUUGCUGGAGAAAGCUAUGCAGGCCAUUAUAUUCCUGAGUUAUCACAGAUUAUCGUCCGCCGAAAUAAGGGAAUCAAGAAUCCUGUCAUUAAUUUUCAAGGUUUCCUGUUGGGCAAUCCACUGAUCGAUGAUUACUAUGACAACAUAGGGACGCAUGAGUACUGGUGGAACCAUGGAUUGAUAUCAGAUUCAACAUAUGAAGAUCUGAAGAAAUCAUGCACCAAUGAGACCUUUUUGUUCCCCAAAAAUGAGUGCUACGAUGCUUUAGAUCAAGCCUAUUCUGAGUUUGGAGAUAUCAACCCUUAUAGCAUUUACAGCCCUCCUUGCUAUGACAGUGCCACUCAGAUCCACCACCUAAACUCUUCACUGCCAUGGAAAUUCAGAGGAAAUGAUGAAUGUGUGGUGAUGAACACAAAAAGAUAUAUGAAUCUGCCAGAGGUGCAAAAGGCUCUUCAUGCCAACAUUACCCUCAUUCCUCAUCCUUGGGUCACUUGCAGUUCUGCAAUUAGAGGCAAUUGGAGUGAUUCUCCUAAAUCAAUGUUGCCAAUAUUCAAAGAACUUAUAGCAGCUGGAAUCAGAAUUUGGGUCUUCAGUGGCGACACGGAUGCGGUUUUGCCCCUGACUGCAACGCGUUACUCCAUUAAUGCUCUGAACCUCAGCAUCAACACAAACUGGUAUGCUUGGUACGAUGAUCAUCAACAGGUUGGAGGUUGGAGCCAAGUUUACAAGGGAUUGACAUAUGUGACAGUAAGGGGAGCAGGGCAUGAAGUUCCUCUCACACAGCCUCAACUUGCAUUAUCACUAUUUAAGCAAUUCUUGCAAAAUCAGCCCAUGCCUGCUGCAUUUUGGCCUUAGAAAAUUAAUUGCUUAUCUAAUUAUUCUUGUAUGCUAUAAUAGACUUUUUUUUUUGUUUAUUUUUUCUUUUCUUUUCCAAUCCAGAUCAUUUUUUUUUUUUUUUUUAUAUAUUGCAUGCCUCAUUACUAAUUAUUCAGGUAAAUAAAAUUCAAUGUAUGUAUUAUGAUUU
Messenger RNA from Ricinus communis (castor bean), 2010 nucleotides. RefSeq names its product serine carboxypeptidase-like 28. Lineage: Eukaryota; Viridiplantae; Streptophyta; Magnoliopsida; Malpighiales; Euphorbiaceae. Bases 426 to 1841 code for a protein of 471 amino acids. The transcript has 9 exons. The record is from RefSeq and is a predicted model, not a curated record. Gene Ontology annotation, biological process: proteolysis. Gene Ontology annotation, molecular function: serine-type carboxypeptidase activity. Gene Ontology annotation, cellular component: vacuole.